Molecule: messenger RNA, 7373 nt
Organism: Petromyzon marinus (sea lamprey)
Lineage: Eukaryota; Metazoa; Chordata; Hyperoartia; Petromyzontiformes; Petromyzontidae
Gene: AAMP
Product: angio associated migratory cell protein
Cellular component (GO): cytosol
Molecular function (GO): protein binding
Source: RefSeq, a predicted model, not a curated record
AACACUUAAUUCAUAGCUAAUUUAAUUAAAUAGCUAAUUUGCAUUUCAUCUGGUUCAAACAAUGGCUUCAAAACAUUUAAAGCGCCGAUUCCAUUGCAUCUGAAAAAAUAAAGGCAACAUCGUAAAUGUAUGAUUUGAAUGAUCCCCCUGUCCUUUUUAAGAGGACAAAUUACUUGUGUAACUCAGCGGGCUCCCUGCUGCUUGACUCAAGAAUAUUAAAGGAAAUAUCUGAGGUUCUUAUCUGGUUAAAUGACGAAACAAUUCAGACAUAUCUUGGGGAGUUGCCGUCAGCUCAAAUGACACACAGGUAUUACAGCUCCGUGGGUUCUCGCCAUCGUCAUCAGCCAGUAUCCGUGCACUGCUGGAUAAAGGCCUCUCCAAGCCGUCGUGUUUAGUUUGCGAUGCAACAAUCCAAGUACACGCACGUGACUUGACUUCAUCACUCCCAUCGUUGCAGUGGAGGCGCUUUCGAGCAUAAUUUUUGACUUGACCUGCCAUACGGUCUUCACAUCCCGACCACCGGCUCCAGCCCAAACCCACCACUUUGCGCUCACAAUGUCUCUUACCCUGAUCGUGUUCCCACGUGGUUAAUGGAAUGACUCCGUGGCCUCUCGCACAGUUAAUUUAAUGACGUAAUCAAAGAGAUCUGAAGUUUUCGCCUGGUUAAGUACAUGUCAAGAUAAUAAAAACAGCGGCCCUUUAAACUUGGUUGAUCAAAAGACAUCAAAGACGUUUUAUCUUUGUGGGCUGUCAUCUUUGUUUAAUAAAGGACAAUCGAAUGGGAACAACGCAGUGGGUUCCUACAUGGUUAAUCAAAUGACUCGGCCUGUCACAUUACCUGACAAUUCCAGAUAAUGACAAUAAUUAGAGAGAUGACCUCUUGUGUGCUUACCUGCUUAAUUAAAACCCCGCUGUAUUAAAUUCACGGGCACCACGAGCUACUCUCCCAUUGGCCCAGAACUGGUUGUGGGCGAGGCCACCGUCUGGUCGCUGCAGCGGAGUUGAGUUUACAAGUUCGCGUCCCCGUCCUUUCACCCCGUGUAAACAGACAAACAACUUACAGGAUGGACGAUCCGGACGGCGCGGAGGCGCAUCUAAACAACAACAACGACGUCGUCGAGGUCAUAGAAUUGGACGGUGACGCCAACCCGGAUGAUCUGGCGGACGAAAUGGAAGAUGUCGAUUUUGCUGAUGAGUGCGGUGAUGAUGAGGACGACGAUGAUGACGACUACAAUGAGGAGUGGGCGAGUGAGGCGGAUGAUGGUGGAGAAAGUGUUCCUGAUGACAGCGAGUUUACGGUCAAGAAGCACAAAGGUGCCGUUUUCUGCGUCGCCCUGGACCCCAAGUCGAACGCGCUGGCUGUGACAGGCGGCGAGGACGACCUGGCGUACGUGUGGAGAGUGGGCGACGGAGAGAUCCUCUUCCCCUGCACCGGCCACAAGGACUCGGUGACAUGCACAGGAUUUAGCCACGACUCCUCCAUGGUGGCCACGGGCGACAUGAGCGGCCUCAUCAAGGUGUGGAGCUUGGCCACGGCGCAGGAGCUCUGGUCUUUCGAGGUGUCCGACCUGGAGUGGAUUGAGUGGCAUCACAAGGCACCUGUGCUGCUGGCUGGUACCAACUCGGGAGAAGUGUGGAUGUGGAAGAUUCCUGCCGGUGACUGCAGGACCUUCCAAGGCCCUGGCUGUCAGAGCAUGUGUGGGAAAAUCUUCCCAGAUGGUAAAGUAGCCGUUGUGGGCUACGAGGAUGGGACGGUGAGGAUAUGGGACUUGAAGCAGUCGACGCCUGUGUUCACUUUCAAAGGCAAGGAUGGGCACCAGGGCUCGGUAACGUGUGUGGCGGUGCACGACGACGGCACGUUGGUGCUGACCGGAUCCGUGGACCGCACGGCAAGUCUGCUCAAUGCCGUCACCGGCAAGGUCCUGCACGUGUUCACGUUGGAUGCCAAGGUGGGCACGGGCAGCGGUGCUGGCGCUGCCGACGGAGACGAGGAGGCGGGGAGCUCCAACUCUGUGGAGUCGGUCGGCUUCUGCAAAGUGCACCCACUCAUCGCUGUGGGGUACUUGGAUGGAACUCUGGUCAUCUGGGACGUCCCGUCACAGACACUGCGCCACAGGUUGCAGGAAGGGGUGGGCGUGGUGAAGCUGCAGUGGGACCUGUCCUCGGCAACGCUCUUCGUCUGCAGCCUGGACGGCCGCGUGCGUCUCUACGACGGGCGCAGCGGUGCCUCGGCCGGGCUCCUGCAGGGCCACCGCGGGGAGGUGCUCGACUUUGCGCUCAGCAGGGACUCGUCAAUGCUUGUGACGGCGUCGGGAGACCACACCGCCAAAGUCUUCCACCUGCAGAAGCCGGACCGCUAACGGGACCAUCGGGGAACGCCCAAUCUUGCCGGGAUACGCGCUGGUGUUGGUGCACCUCUGGAGGUGGCAGCCCUAGAGCAUUUGUGGUGCCCACAUCACCAACGAUGAUGACGAUGAUUGUGAGAUAUUCUUCUUCCUGAGGUACGUGCCGGUGUUGGUGCACCUCCGGAGGUGGCAACCCUAGAGCGUUUGUCGUGCCCGCGUCACCGAACGCACCGGACGGUCGUCCGCUCCUCGUAGUGGCUGUGCUGGCCCUCCAGCAGGCGCCUGUAGGUCUCGAUCUCCUCCUCGAGGCGCAUCUUGGUGUUGAGCAGAGUCUCGUGCUCGCGCAGCUGCCGGUCGAUGUCGCCGCGCGCCGAACCCAGCUCGGAGAGCAGGCGGGAGAUCGAUCCCGCCAGGCCUGCCAGGCCCUCUGCGCUGUGCGCCUCCACGUCCUGGGCUGCCUCGUUCAGCGAUGACACCUGGUGCGAGUGGGGUGGCGGGGGGAAGGCGGUGGGCAGGGGAGAGGGUGAGCGCCAGGACUGGUGAAAUGCAUGAGUAAAAGAAAUUGUUUUGGGAAAUUGAUUUUGAUGACGAAUUUGAAUGGGAGAUGGACUAAUUACUUGGUCGACACGAAUGUUCGUGCCUUUGAGAUUCUGCUAAUUGGCAUUAUCACCAUUGCCCGUGAUCUGUCCACUGCUGGAUGAAGACCUCCCCAGUACCAUAUUUGGCACUGGAUUUGUUUGUCGAGAGAACGAGAAAAUAAGGAAAGCACAGAACGACACGGACAGACUUAGUAAGAGAGAUGUAGGAAUGAUCCAAAGCGACGAGACCAAAUCAAGACGGGAGACAGUGGAAGACGUGGAAGGAGUUCAGCCCUCCCGUCGCUGUUUAUUGGAUGGAAUGUAAAAUGAUAAGGCGAAUUUAUUUUUACUGUUAUUGACUGUCAACAACAUGUUUGUUGUAUGAAGUAUACUUUAUCAUAGUCUCAUUGUGGGUGGCAAUGGAUACAGCAUUGCAUCGCAUGCUUUCAUAUGCAGUGCGCUUCUGCCGACGUCUGGAACGCUCUUCCUUCCGAUAUAAGGAACCAGUGGAGCUAUGCUUGCUGUGUUUAAUUUGUUGUCCUUCCCCCGCACCUCCGAUUAGCAUGGUUGGCUACAUACGGUGCGAAAGAAGUUCAACAUACCUAGGUACAGCAUUCACACUGCUCCCCUCCUCAAUACGCGUCUCCGCCCAACAUGGGAAAGCUUACGAUCAGCGCAGAGAAGUAUGUGAGCCCUCCGAAGUGACGCUCUCAACCGCACACGCUAAAUACACGUUUUUACUGAACGGAGGAGGAGGGUGUUUGUGGAUGCUCACCGUGCUGCGCAGGGUUUCCGCCUCGGCGUACAGGGCCUGCAUCGCGCGCCGCUGCUCCGACAGCUGCUGCCUGAGGGUGCCCAGCUCCUCCGAGUUCUGCGAGAUGCGCGGAUGAAUCGCGUCGACCUGCGCGGGUGAGCGGGGAGGUAGAGCAGGGUCACCGCCUCUCAUCCCCCCUGCUCCUCCCGCCGCCGUCUCCCCCGCUGUCACCGGCGACAUUGUUUGAGAGUCGGGGGGGUUAAAGACGGAGGUGGCCGCGUGGCUCAGAAGUUGGGGGUGAAAGCGCCGAGCUGGUACCGAUGGGAAUCUGGGUUUAGAAUCGAGGUCUCGGUUUGCCUGCCCACGUUUACACCUUCCCUCGCACCUCGAAUUGGCACGGUUGGCUGCGUAUUGUGCGAAAGAAGUUAAACCUACAUACAAACCGGGUUCUCAAGUGUAGUGAGUUGAGUGUAUCUGUGGGUCUGCAGUGUGAGUGUAUGACUUGACGAAUUGGGACUGCUGUGAAGUGGGAUCCGGGUUGUCUACUGUAGGUCUCUGAGUCUGUGGAUUUCUGUAUGAUUCUAUCCGUCUCUUUGUUAAUUUGUGGCUUUCUACACGAGUCUAUGGGUCUCAAUGUGAGGAUAUAGGUCUCUAUGAGUCUUUUGGCCUCUAUGCGAGUUUGUGGGUCUCAAUACGAGUCUGCAAGUCUAUACGGUGAAGUGCAACCCAUCACUGACAUCACAACACCGUACAUGCUUUCAUAGAACGGUACAAACGGAAUCCAUCUGGCGAACCAGAUACUAUCAAACGACUGAGGCAUGUCCCAGCGGUAGUACCCUCGUCACUUGUUGCAGAGGAUCACGGUUCAAGUACAGCGGCCACCCUGAUUAAUAUUGCCACUGUACAAACAUGAAGAUACGCGCUGUCCGCUUCAAAGUGGACAUUAAAGAUUCCCCUGACGUUCGCAAAAGUAGGCUUUUUGAGUGCCGGUGUCAUGGUGUAAUUUUUUUGCCAAAACUGACAUAAUAUAGUGAUUUAUUAUUCAUAGCCACCAUCGCCCACAACUGAAACCUCAGCAGGAUCCUCCUGCAAACGAGUCAUGAGACUCGGUGAGGCUUUACUGGGUAAAAAUGUGCUAUGAGGAAGGGCCGCUGACCGAAACGUCGCCGUUUAUAAACUCUUUCUUUUAAGGCGCAACUUUAAUGUAUGUAUGUUGAACUUCUUUCACAUCGUGCAUAGCCAACCAUGCAAAUUCGAGGUGCGUGGGAUGGACACCAAAACAUGACGAAUGUGUUGAGUUUGUUGUUUGUACUCGCGCACCACUGCCGAUGCAGUGUCACCAAAACAGUUGUUACGACUCAAACAAACAAAAUGGCUCCACAACCUCAAUGCACACGGAGACUCGAACGUGUCCGUUCCUUGUCAAGCGCCAGAGGAAAGAAGGAUGCGCCCGCGAGUACCUUGCUCUUGUACCAGACCUCCAUCUCCUGCAGGUUACUCUUGAUGAGUGCCUCGUACUGAGUCCUGAUCUCGGCGAUGAUGUCGUUGAGGUUGUGCCCCUUGACGCUGUCCACCUCCACCGAGAUGCUCGACUCUUCGAUCUCCUUGAGCAGAGAACUCUUCUCCUGUGGACGUCACCGUCACAGCGAGUGCCGGAUUAUCCUCGUAGCAAAAGUAGAAAAUGCUAUGGGCCCCGCUCUAAAUUCUUUCAAGCUAUCAAUUCCGGUUCAGUCAUUCUGCACUUGCUUUAUUACUAUAGUACGAUACGGCUUUCAACUUUUAUGAACGACUGGGUGUUUAAGGUUAGUGAUUUGUUGUAUUAUCUGGCUGUAUAGCAAAUGAAAAAAUACAGUUACUUUACUGUGCAAGUACAAAUUUUGAGUUUUAAUAUGUAAGUAUAUUUUUUAUUUAUUCAGGGCCCCUUUCUAACAUAUGCUACAGGCCCCACACGAGUUGAAUCAGCAUGAGCCCUUCCACCCUCCGCCACUAGGGGAUGUAGUCACACUUUGGAAGUGGGCGUGAGUGGGGAGGGGAUCAUAUUCGCAAAAUGAUUUUUUUUAAUUGGUAGAGAUUACAGAUGCACAUUGAACCAUGCACAGUGCGAGAGAGUCGUGUGACAUGCACGCCCAUGACGCAUUGGCACAUCGUCGUAGUAAUAAUAAUAAUAUGUAUUUGUCCUGCGCAAUAUUUCAGAGACGGCGUCACGAUGCCGAGUCCUGUGGCGGUGCUCGAACGUAGAGGCGCUGGUUGUGAUCAGGUCAUCCACUACCCUGAGUGUGGCUGUUUCUGUUAGAAUGCUCUGAACGAUGUGCGCAAUGGAACGGUGCAAACAUUUGCCCCGUUGAGAUAAGAUAUUGCUCGGUAACUGGAGGGAUCGUCACGAUUAAGGUUAGGUUUUUAAAAAAAGCGUAACCAGACGUGUUUUAAGGUUGGAUCAUUUGCAUGCAACGCGCGCACGUGCCCCCAGGCUGGGGAAGCGUUCCUGCACGCCGGCCGCACGAGUUCCACAGGUAACGCGUGCAAUUAUUAACGCGUGACCGGCUUACUUCAUGCACGAAUGGUCGAAUACAUGAAAUAAUUAAUAUAAGCAACAAUGGAUCCAUAGAUUAGAGGAAGAAUGUGUCAAUGUGUGAAUGAUUUAAUACGUACCCGAACGGACGAAUUAAUGAAUGCGAACAGGGACGCAUGGAACGAUGUGUGAGUGAAUACAACACUACAUAAAUUAACGCAUUGAUAUUAUAUUUUUAAGUUUACUAGGUUUGUUUUCUCUUUAAUUUGUACCUGAUGAUGAUUGCUUGUGUUGCAAUCGAAACGUCGUGUGCUAUUAAUUAAUACAUUUUCUUUCUGCGUGACUUUACCGAAAGAACCAAAGAGUAAUUCCUGCAGUCACGAAAGCUCCAAAUCAAGUUUAAAACCACAACAUGUCUGAAUUAGUGCAUUCAAAUUGUGUGUGGGUGCCUCUUGGCGACAUUCAACAAUGUCGAGGUUUUUUUUUCUUUCGAGCCGUGCCACACAGUGACUGCGUCCAAUGCCCUCCCCUUUCUGCCACGCUGCCAAACGCUCGGCAAACAACGACGGCGGUUUUAAAAUAAAAAAAUCAAAACAAAUGGCUCGCGUAAACAACGCACCGGUAAAUGGCUUUCGCUGCAAAAAAUUAAAUAUUAAAAUUAUAAUUUGCGCUCGUGUGUACAGCCCCGUGUACGUGCGUACAUCUCAUCGGCAAAGCGAGGAGAGCCCCCUAAAAAAAAACUCUUUAAAAAAAGUAAAGGGAGAAAGAAAAAGUCUUAAAAAAUGGAAAUUGGAAAAGUUUCGCUCAUCCGUGCAAGUGAGGAGAAGUCAACCAGACUUUUGGCUGUGGCCUCUCAAAGAGGAUUAACGCCUUCCAGGGUUUAUGUCUGGUUGUAUUUUUUUUUAUUUGAACGUGAGCUCCUGUGACAGAUGGGAGCCACGGACGUGUGAAAUUUUGCAGCGGUGUCCAUGAUGGGGUUGCCCGAAUGUCGUGCUGGGGGGAAAAAAAAAAAACCCAAUCCUUUCUUUUCAGACGAUUUUACUUUUGACCCAAGAAAUACCAAAACAAAAACCGGUGCCGAUGGCUCCGUCGACAGCAGUGCGGUACAAUUCGACGAGGCGAUGGACCCAAAUUGUGGGCGUGCUCGAUUGCUAAGCGUUGCGUUGCGUGCUUGCGGGUUUUUGUUU